AUGGUUCCCAUUCCACCAUUAAUGCCAAGCAGAACCUCCUGUUCUCGGUCUACAAAAACUUCAUCCUUUAUAGUAAAGCCGGUGGUCUCCAAAGUUGGUUGCACAGAUAUGCUGGUAGUGUGCAGGGUGAUCCCUCGAGCAUGUGAGCUUUAUCAAGAACUUUGUGGUGCACCUACAAGACCCCAGGAUGGUAACAAGCCUGCUGAGACUAGUCAACCUCAGUCUAGCACAGGGGGUUACAACCAGCCUAACCUAGGAUACGGACAGAGUAACUACAGUUAUCCCCAGGUACCUGGGAGUUACCCCAUGCAGCCAGUCACCGCACCUCCAUCCUACCCUCCUACCAGCUAUUCUUCUACACAGCCGACUAGUUAUGAUCAGAGCAGUUACUCUCAGCAGAACACCUAUGGGCAGCCGAGCAGCUAUGGACAGCAGAGUAGCUAUGGUCAACAAAGCAGCUAUGGGCAGCAGCCUCCCACUAGUUACCCCCCCCAAACUGGAUCCUACAGCCAGGCUCCAAGUCAAUAUAGCCAGCAGAGCAGCAGCUACGGGCAGCAGAGUUCAUUCCGACAGGACCACCCCAGUAGCAUGGGUGUUUAUGGGCAGGAGUCUGGAGGAUUUUCCGGACCAGGAGAGAACCGGAGCAUGAGUGGCCCUGAUAACCGGGGCAGGGGAAGAGGGGGAUUUGAUCGUGGAGGCAUGAGCAGAGGUGGGCGGGGAGGAGGACACGGUGGAAUGGGCGCUGGAGAGCCAGGUGGCUUCAAUAAGCCUGGUGGACCCAUGGAUGAAGGACCAGAUCUUGAUCUAGGCCCACCUGUAGAUCCGGAUGAAGACUCUGACAACAGUGCAAUUUAUGUGCAAGGAUUAAAUGACAAUGUGACCCUAGAUGAUCUGGCAGACUUCUUUAAGCAGUGUGGGGUUGUUAAGAUGAACAAGAGAACUGGACAACCCAUGAUCCACAUCUACCUGGACAAGGAAACAGGAAAGCCCAAAGGUGAUGCCACGGUGUCCUAUGAAGACCCACCAACUGCAAAGGCUGCCGUGGAGUGGUUUGAUGGUAAAGAUUUUCAGGGGAGCAAAUUAAAAGUCUCUCUUGCUCGGAAGAAGCCUCCAAUGAACAGCAUGCGCGGUGGUAUGCCACCCCGUGAGGGCAGAGGGGUGCCACCACCACUCCGUGGAGGUCCUGGAGGCCCAGGAGGUCCUGGGGGACCCAUGGGUCGUAUGGGAGGCCGUGGAGGAGAUAGAGGAGGUUUCCCUCCGAGGGGCCCGCGGGGCUCCAGAGGGAACCCCUCAGGAGGAGGAAACGUCCAGCACUGAGCUGGAGACUGGCAGUGUCCCAAUCCGGGUUGUGGAAACCAGAACUUCGCCUGGAGAACAGAAUGCAACCAGUGUAAGGCCCCAAAGCCUGAAGGCUUCCUCCCACCACCCUUCCCACCCCCGGGUGGUGAUCGUGGCAGAGGUGGCCCUGGUGGCAUGCGGGGAGGAAGAGGUGGUCUCAUGGACCGUGGUGGCCCUGGUGGAAUGUUCAGAGGUGGUCGUGGUAGAGACAGAGGUGGCUUCCGGGGUGGCCGGGGUAUGGACCGAGGUGGUUUUGGUGGAGGAAGACGAGGUGGUCCUGGAGGCCCUCCUGGACCUUUGAUGGAACAGAUGGGAGGAAGAAGAGGCGGACGUGGAGGACCUGGAAAAAUGGAUAAAGGUGAGCACCGUCAGGAGCGCAGAGACCGGCCCUACUAGAUGCAGAGAUCCCACAGAGCUGCAUUGACUACCAGAUUUAUUUUUUAAACCAGAAAAUGUUUUAAAUUUAUAAUUCCAUAUUUAUAAUGUUGGCCACAACAUUAUGACUAUUCCUUGUCUGUACUUUAGUAUUUUUCACCAUUUGUGAAGAAACAUUAAAACAAGUUAAAUGG
Molecule: messenger RNA, 1907 nt
Organism: Nycticebus coucang (slow loris)
Lineage: Eukaryota; Metazoa; Chordata; Mammalia; Primates; Lorisidae
Product: RNA-binding protein EWS-like
Biological process (GO): regulation of DNA-templated transcription
Cellular component (GO): nucleus
Molecular function (GO): RNA binding; transcription coregulator activity
Source: RefSeq, a predicted model, not a curated record